This is a messenger RNA of Callorhinchus milii (elephant shark), 2054 nucleotides long. RefSeq names its product debranching RNA lariats 1 (gene dbr1). Gene Ontology annotation, molecular function: RNA lariat debranching enzyme activity. The transcript is spliced from 9 exons. The coding region runs from base 209 to 1843 and encodes 544 amino acids. The record is from RefSeq and is a predicted model, not a curated record. Gene Ontology annotation, cellular component: nucleus. Gene Ontology annotation, biological process: mRNA splicing, via spliceosome. Lineage: Eukaryota; Metazoa; Chordata; Chondrichthyes; Chimaeriformes; Callorhinchidae.
GCCUGAGCUCCGCCGCCGCCCCUCUCCCUCCCCCUCACAGCACAGCACAGCCCACAGCUCGGCCCCAGACAUCGCACAGAGUCUAUGGUAGUUUAAUUGAGUGGUACAUUGAGACAUGAAGGUGCUUAAAUAACACCCAGGAAGGGAGAUUUCUCAUAAAGACACCAAGCUCAUUGGAACUUAGUGCACGCUGUUGCACACUUUUACAAUGAAGGUAGCAGUAGAAGGUUGUUGCCAUGGUGAACUGGACAAAAUCUAUGAAAGUAUUCAAUUUUUGGAGAAAAAGGACAAUGUUAAGGUGGACCUCUUGUUGUGCUGUGGAGAUUUUCAAGCAGUCAGGAAUGAAGCAGACCUGAAAUGUAUGGCUGUACCCCCUAAAUACAGGCAAAUGCAAACUUUCUACAAGUAUUAUUCUGGAGAGAAGAAAGCCCCUGUUCUCACCAUCUUCAUAGGAGGCAAUCAUGAAGCCUCUAAUCAUUUACAGGAACUACAGUAUGGAGGAUGGGUUGCACCAAACAUAUACUAUCUCGGUUAUGCUGGUGUAGUGAAGUACCGCGGUGCACGCAUAGGGGGCCUUUCUGGUAUUUUUAAACCGCACGACUACAAAAAAGGUCAUUUUGAGUAUCCACCAUAUAAUCCGCAGACAGUCCGGAGCGCGUAUCAUGUCAGAAAUAUAGAAGUGUUCAAACUAAAGCAGCUAAAACAGCACAUGGAUAUUUUCCUGUCACAUGACUGGCCACGGGGUAUCUAUCACUAUGGUAACAAAAACCAGCUCCUUAAAAAGAAGAACUUUUUGCGCUCGGAAGUGGAGGCCAACACCUUAGGGAGUCCUGCAGCUACAGAGCUUCUACACCAUCUCAAACCUUCUUAUUGGUUUGCAGCGCAUCUCCAUGUGAAGUUUGCAGCCCUAAUGCAGCAUCCGAAAACUGCUGGUGAGCAGCUACCUAAAGCAACAAAAUUUCUAGCUCUGGACAAGUGUCUCCCUCACAGAGACUUUCUGCAGAUAGUGGAAAUCGAGCACGAUCCAAAUGCUUCUGACCAUCUUGAGUACGAUCCUGAAUGGCUGGCCAUUCUAAAAGCAACAAAUCAUUUGAUUAAUGUCACACCUAAAACAUGGAACAUGCCAGAAAAUAAUGGCCUGCACACAAAGUGGGAUUACAAUGUGUCUGAAGAAGACAUUAAAGAAGCAUUGGAAGAGUUUAGUCAUGACAUCCAAAUUCCCAUCAACUUCAGCCCCACAGUACCCAUGUAUGAUCCAGCAAACCCACAGCGAUCAAGAGAACCAGUCCACAUGAUCAACCCUCAGACAACAGAGUUCUGUGCCACUUUAGGACUUACUGAUCUGAAUGCCAAAGUGAAACAGAUGGAAGAUGAAGGUCUUCUGGAGGGAGAAGAAGAGGAUGAUAUUGACAGUGCUGAUAAUCCAGAGGAACCCAGUGAUUAUACCACAGAUACUUCUGGACUUUCUUCUUCCAUAAAUCCAGAUGAAAUAACGCUGGAUGAUGAAGAUGACGACAAUGGGGAGCUCAGCACUCAUUCAAUAGAGCCGUCACCAGAUCAUCCCUUCACAGACUCAUCAGCAAAUUUCUCUGAUGUGCGAGAUCUCCCUGAUUCCAUGAUGGUGUCAUCUGACGAGACACAAGAUUCAGCGACUGAGGAACUGGACCGAUCUGGGGACAGCAGCCUGACAGAAGGUGAAGGAAAGGGCACAUGCACCAAAUCUCUCAAACGAAUAAGUAAUGAGCAUGAAAACGGAAGCAGCAAAAUUAAAGUCAUUAAGAGACGUAACCAGAGUAUAUACCAUAAACAGAGCGAUGAAAAUGAAGACAAGGAAUGUUCUUAGAGACUGAAAAUGUACUGAGCUUUGAGAGUAGCAGGUUUCUCUAAACCUUGAAUCUUUAAGAUUAUAUUCUGGGUGACUUGGUUGAUUAGGGGUUUUUUUUUCUCUAAAAGUAUCUGUUUCAAUGAGCUUUAUCAGUCAAAAUGUCUAACUGAAGGAACUUAGGGCAACGCUUCAUGUAUUUUUAAGGUAUAAAUAAAUUUUGUGUAGGCUA